AUGAGCGGAAGCACAGCGGUCGAGCCGUCGUCACUCGACGCAGCCGACUACGACCCGGUCGACCACCUCAACAUGCUCUUCAGCCAUCCGUCGACGCUCGGCUCGCUGUCGGCCGUGUCCCGGCGGCUCCGCACCCACAACGCUGACCUGGCCAGCACCAUCGCCGCGCUCGAAACGGCCCAGGCUUACGCGCCGAACUCGUCGCUCGACCGCAUGCAAACCGCCCAGGCCGAGCUGGCGUCGGUGUUUGCGCGCAUCGAGGACGUCCGCCGCCGUGCCGUCCAGACCGAAGAGGACAUCACCCACAUGACAGCCGACAUCAAGCGCCUCGACGGCACAAAACGCAACCUCACCGUGUCCAUGACCGCCCUCAAGCGCCUGCAGAUGCUCACCACCGCCUACGAGCAGCUGCGCACCCUCGCCCGCAGCCGCCAGUACCGCGAGUGCGCCGGCCUCCUGCAGGCCGUGCUGCAGCUCAUGCGCCACUUUAACAGCUACCGGUCCAUUGAACAGAUCGCGGUGCUGAGUCGCGGCGUCGGCGAUCUGCAGCGCGACCUUCUCGAGCAAGUCUGCGAGGACUUUGAGAUGGCCUUUACCAAGGGCGAGGUGAGCGCCCGCCGCGGCAUGCUCGUCGAGGCGUGCCUGGUCAUGGACGCGCUCGGCGACCAGGCCCGCGCACGGCUCGUGACGUGGUAUGUGAACACCGAGCUGCGCGAGUACCGCCAGGUCUUUCGCGGCAACGACGAGGCCGGCAACCUCGACAACAUUGGCCGCCGCUACGCCUGGUUCCGCCGCAUGAUUGCCACCCACGAGGAGGAGCACGCCGCGCUCUUCCCGCCACACUGGCGCGUCAACGAGACGCUGGCCUCGAGUUUCUGCGACGGCACGCGCGACGACUUCAAAGGCAUCUUGGAGAGGAGCAUGCGCCGCCCCGACGGCGCCGGCAAGAUUGAUGUCAACCUGCUGCUGAGCUGCCUCCAAGAAACCCUUGAUUUUGAGCAGUGGCUCGAGCGCCGCUUCGCCGCGCCGGCGGCCACCAGCGACAAGCAGCCGCGCGCGAGCAUCGACACCCUGAGCUCCGCCGACGAGCGCACGCAGACGUUUAUGGGGUCGAUAUCGGCGGCCUUUGAGCCCUAUCUGAGCCUCUGGGUCGACUCGCAGGACCGCAGCCUCGCCGCCCUCAUCCCGCGCUACCGCAGCCAGAGCCUGGUCGCUGCCGACGAAGAGUUUACGCCCGAGAGCAUUGCGCCCUCCGCCCUCGACCUGUUCCACGUCUACAAGGUCACCCUGUCCCAGUGUGCCAAGCUCUCCACGGGCGAGCGGCUUCUGGACCUGUCCAAAAUCCUGUCCAAAUACUUGGACGAGUACGCCCAACAGGUGCUGCUGCACGCGCUGCGCUUGCCGACACAGGCGCCGCCGGCCGCCACCACCGCGCACCAGCAGCAGCAGCAGCACGCGGCCCUGCUCGCCGCGGCCGUGGCCGCGCCGCUCCACGAUGUCGUGGUCGUGAUGAACACGGCGGAUUUCUGGAACAAGAACACGACGCAGCUCGAAGAGAACAUCCGCAAGCGCAUUGACGCCGAGCUGGCCGACCGCGUCGACCUGUCGGCGCAGGCGGACGCCUUCCUGGGCGUCGCCAGCAACGCCGUCCAGGCGCUCGUGCGCAAGGUCGAGGCCGACUGCGAGCCCGCGUGGCGCGAGAUGCGCAACACCAACUGGAGCCGCAUGGAGGGCGUCAGCGACCACAGCUCCUACGCAUCCGAGCUCAUCAAGAUUGUCAACGAGCGCGCCAAGGCCAUCCUGGGCGUCGUCGCCAAGCCCCAGUACGCCCGCGCCUUUUGCGACCACCUCGUCGAGUCGCUGGCGACUGCGUUUCUCGCCAACAUUGUCCAGUGCCGGCCCGUCUCCGAGGUCGCCGCCGAGCAGAUGCUGCUGGACAAGUACACGCUGACAAAGUCCUUUGAGAAUCUGCUGGCCCACUUCCACACGUCGUCCGCCGGCACCCACAGCGCCGCCUCGGCCAGCUUCGCCAAGCGUGUCAGCACCACCAUGGGCCGCGUCGACCCCCUGCUCAAGACGCUGCAGGUCCAGCCCUCGCCGCCCGAGGGUCUGGUCCAGGCCUACCUGAUCCAUGUGGCCGACCGCUCCGACUCCAACUUCCGCAAGAUCCUCGACAUCAAGGGCGUCCGCAAGCAGGACCAGCCCCACCUUCUCGAGCUCUUUGUCAUCCACCGGGACAGCCCCAGCGCCACCGGCCGCCAGCUCGUGGCCAGCUCGGCGUUGUUGACGCCCCUGCUGAACCAGUCCGGCUUUGGCGGCUUUGGCGCCGGCGGCGCAGCAUCGUCGUCUCUUCCUGCCGCCGCUGGCGCCUCCUCGGCUGUGGGUGUGGGCGGUGCCGCCACGCGCUUCGACGCGACCAGCCUCGGCGAGAAGCUGCUCAACGCCGCCCGCGACGCUGGUUCCAGCUCCGGUCUGGGCCUCGGCAUUGUCAGCGGGGCCAACGGGCCCGCCACCGCUGGCGGCAGCAGUGGCAGUGGCCAUGGUCUGACCGUCGCCAGCCCGUCAGACGGCGGGGCCCCUGAAAAGGCCACCAUCAACGAAAACCUCAAAAACAUUGGCAAGUUUUUCCGCCGCGACAUUGGCGGCAUCGGCGGUCUGGGCGCGCGCUUUGGCAAGCGGGACAUUACACCCACCGGCCAGAGCGAGGAUGGAUCUAGGUAG
Sporothrix brasiliensis 5110 is the source of this 2721-nucleotide messenger RNA. RefSeq lists its product as uncharacterized. Gene Ontology annotation, biological process: retrograde transport, endosome to Golgi. Bases 1 to 2721 code for a protein of 906 amino acids. Lineage: Eukaryota; Fungi; Ascomycota; Sordariomycetes; Ophiostomatales; Ophiostomataceae. Gene Ontology annotation, cellular component: GARP complex. The record is from RefSeq and is a predicted model, not a curated record. The transcript is spliced from 2 exons.